Liolophura sinensis is the source of this 603-nucleotide messenger RNA. Its product is annotated as calcyphosin-like protein. Gene Ontology annotation, molecular function: calcium ion binding. The record is from RefSeq and is a predicted model, not a curated record. NCBI's taxonomy places the organism in Eukaryota, Metazoa, Mollusca, Polyplacophora, Chitonida, Chitonidae. The transcript has 2 exons. The coding region runs from base 15 to 596 and encodes 193 amino acids.
AUGAACUGAUUUCGAUGCUUCGCUCUCAAUGUCGUUCGAAAGGAUAUGGAGGGUUUAAAGGACUUGGGCUCAUCUUUCGACGCUUGGAUAGAGACUUUUCCAAGAAGAUAACAUUUCCAGAGCUUUAUCAUGGAGUCCGAUCUUACGGCUUAAACAUUUCAAACUCGGACUUCAGGCUGUUGUUUGACGCAUUAGAUAAGGACGGAAGUGGAGAAAUUGACUUUCGGGAGUUUAUGCAAGAACUGAGAGGUCCGCUGGCAGACUGUAGAAAGUCUGUCAUAAGAGAGGCCUUCGAUAAAAUUGAUGUGAAUGGCGAUGGUGUUAUCAGCAUUGAGGACCUGAAAGUUAUCUACUCUGACAAAGCGCAAGAACAUCCACGCUACAAAUCGGGAGAAUGGACCUUAGACGAAACCCUCCGUUAUUUUCUCGACGCACUGGACACUCCUGGCUGUCCCGACGGCAAAGUCACUUGGGACGAGUUCCUCAUCUUUUAUUCUGGCGUUAGUGCUACAGUGGAUGAUGACUGUUAUUUUGAUUUGCUAAUGAGAGCUUGUUAUGAUUUACCCAGAGGAUGGCCACGUGGAACUGUCUGGUAAUAUGAAG